AUGGCGACGACGUUGAACAGAGAUCAAUACGUUUACAUGGCGAAGCUCGCCGAGCAAGCUGAGCGUUACGAAGAGAUGGUUCAGUUCAUGGAACAGCUCGUAACCGGAGCUACACCCGCCGGUGAACUGACGGUGGAGGAGAGGAAUCUUCUCUCCGUCGCUUACAAGAACGUGAUCGGAUCUCUUCGCGCCGCGUGGAGAAUCGUCUCUUCGAUUGAGCAAAAGGAAGAGAGCCGGAAGAACGAGGAACACGUGUCGCUCGUCAAGGAUUACAGAUCUAAAGUUGAGACUGAGCUUUCUGAGAUCUGCUCUGGAAUUCUCAGGUUGCUUGAUACGCAUCUGAUUCCUUCGGCGAUUGCUAGUGAGUCUAAGGUUUUUUACUUGAAGAUGAAAGGAGAUUACCAUCGUUAUCUAGCUGAGUUUAAAUCUGGUGAUGAGAGGAAAACUGCUGCUGAAGAUACCAUGAUUGCUUACAAAGCUGCUCAGGACGUUGCAGUUGCUGAUCUAGCUCCUACACAUCCGAUCAGGCUUGGUCUAGCCCUCAAUUUCUCGGUGUUUUACUACGAGAUUCUCAAUUCUUCAGAGAAAGCUUGUAGCAUGGCCAAACAGGCUUUCGAAGAAGCUAUUGCUGAGCUGGACACGUUGGGAGAGGAAUCAUACAAGGACAGUACUCUCAUCAUGCAGUUGCUAAGGGACAAUCUAACCCUUUGGACCUCCGAUAUGCAGGAGCAGAUGGAUGAGGCCUGA
Molecule: messenger RNA, 747 nt
Organism: Arabis nemorensis
Lineage: Eukaryota; Viridiplantae; Streptophyta; Magnoliopsida; Brassicales; Brassicaceae
Source: the annotation of a GenBank genome assembly